Messenger RNA from Arachis stenosperma, 3252 nucleotides. RefSeq names its product BTB/POZ domain-containing protein NPY2. Gene Ontology annotation, molecular function: protein binding. The record is from RefSeq and is a predicted model, not a curated record. Bases 1176 to 3050 code for a protein of 624 amino acids. NCBI's taxonomy places the organism in Eukaryota, Viridiplantae, Streptophyta, Magnoliopsida, Fabales, Fabaceae. The transcript has 5 exons.
CUUUUGUUGCCAACUGUCAAGUAAUGAAAAGGAGAGAGUGAGAGUGAUGAUGAAAAUGGUAGAAGAAGAUUAGAACUGAAUCAAUGCUAUGAUAUAAAGAAGAUAACAGAUACCAGUUAAUGAGGUUUCAUUAACUACUAUUUACCAUUACUCGCUCUUCUCUCCCAACCCAAAAAGAAAGGCUGUAGUGUCAGUUUUGGCGUGCUUAACACUCACCAAUGUCCUGAAUGUGCUUGCUUUCCUUUCCUUUCCCUUCCUUCUGAAAUUGAAUGUUCUGCUACUUACUUUCUUACCAAAAAUUAAUGAGCAAAAUGCAUUAGGAAUGGUGUGGCAAACCAGCCAAAAAAGUGGUAACAUUGAAGCUUGCAAGGUUUUCAAACUUCAACGGUAAAAGAGAAAAAAAGAAGAAGAAAAGGAGUGGCUUAAAAAAAUAAAUCAUUGUUGCAAGUAUAAGAAGAUAGGUAGAUAUAUACGUGUUGGAUUUGGAACUUGUAGCUUUAGAGGCACUAGAUGAUGGUGUUGGUGUUGUGAAUCUUGAAGUGGCUUUAAAAAAAGGAAGAAAAGGGAACAGAGGAAUCAGAAAGUGAAAAGGAUAAAAGAAAUUAUGGGAAAGUGAGGUGGAGUCAGAUUUGUGUGUGUGGUGUGUGUCUGAUUUGAGAAUUGUUUAGUGAGACUAGUCUGUUGGCUAUGUCCCCUGAGCUGACUCGGUGCGCCCGGACUCCGUGGGCUUUGCCGACGACCAAGGAAACAAACUCUUACUGCCUUCUCUUCCCAUUUAAGAGAACCUUUACUUAAAAAAUUGGACAAUCCCCAUCUUAGAACAUUUUCUUACAUAUAUAAUUAUAUACCACUCUCUCUUUGAUUCAGCUUCUGCCUUUGUUUGCUGUCAAGAUUCGGUCACACUCCUUUGGUAUUUAAGCUGUUCCUCCACAUACCAUUUCUUUAUUACUCACUGAAAACCAAGAACCUUGGAUGCAUAUCUCACUGUGAGUUGGCUGGGGUAGUAGACUCUUCUCUUUCCUUAUCUGGUAAAUCUUCAUACAUAGAGAGGGAUGUUUGGUGGACCUAACCGGAGCUUGUUGGACUUUGCAUUCAGCUUUUGAUUGGUGGAGAGUGGUCUUUUUCUUCUUUGAGUUGUCAUCUUCAGAGAGGAAGCAGAUCUUAUAUUGUUAAAGAUGAAGUUCAUGAAACUUGGUUCUAAGCCAGAUACCUUUCAGACUGAUGGGAACAAUGUCAGGUAUGUGGCCAGUGAGUUGGUAUCAGAUAUCAUUGUUAGUGUUGGGGAUGUAAAGUUUUAUUUACAUAAGUUCCCUCUUCUAUCAAAGAGUGCUCGCUUACAGAAGAUGAUCUCCCUCAGUAAUGAAGAAAAUGUAGAUGAUGUCCAAAUUGGUGACAUUCCGGGAGGCGCAAGUGCCUUCGAGAUAUGUGCUAAGUUCUGCUAUGGGAUGACAGUUACCCUGAAUGCUUACAAUGUAAUAGCAACUCGAUGUGCAGCAGAGUACCUUGGAAUGCAUGAGACAAUUGAGAAAGGAAACCUCAUUUACAAGAUUGAUGUUUUCCUUAGCUCUAGCAUUUUCCGUAGUUGGAAGGAUUCGAUCAUACUUCUUCAGACUUCAAAGUCUAUGCUACCAUUGGCUGAGGACUUAAAGGUGGUGAGCCAUUGCAUUGAAUCUAUAGCCAACAAGGCAUGUGUUGAUGUAUCCAAAGUUGACUGGUCUUACUCCUACAACCGGAGAAAGCUUCCGGAGGAAAAUGGGAUCGAUUCAGAUCCGAACGAAAUCAGAACUCGGAUAGUACCAAAAGACUGGUGGGUUGAAGAUCUAUGUGAGCUUGAAGUUGAUUUGUACAAGUCUGUAAUUACAAGUAUUAAAAGCAAGGGAGUUCAGCCUAAUGAGGUAAUUGGUGAAGCUUUGAAAGCUUAUGCUUACAGAAGAUUACCAAGUUUCACCAAGGGAAUGAUCUCCUGUGGAGACAUAUCAAAGCAACGGCUAAUAGUCGAAACAAUCCUAUGGUUGUUACCUACUGAGAAAGGCAGCAUCUCUUGUAGGUUCUUACUCAAGUUGUUAAAAGCUGCCAUUUUCGUAGAGUUAGGGGAUAAGGCUAAAGAAGAGCUUGUAAGGAGAAUUGGGCAGCAACUGGAGGAGGCUUCUGUUAGUGAUAUUUUGAUUCGAGCACCGGAUAAAGAAACUACAAUCUAUGAUGUCAGUAUAGUCCAGAAAAUUUUAAGAGAGUUCUUCAUGAAAAAUCACAACACUGAGAUCGAAUCAAUAGGUGCUGGUGAGCUUGUGGGGAUAAGAAAUCCCGGGAUUUUAUCCGAUGCUUCCAAGCUUAUGGUUGCAAAACUCAUAGAUGGAUACCUUGCCGAAGUUGCAAAGGAUCCCAAUUUACCUUUGUCAGAUUUUGUUGAUCUUGCUGAUCUAGUGUCGAGCAUCUCUCGUCCUACUCACGAUGGCCUUUACAGGGCCAUCGACACGUAUCUUAAGGAGCACCCUGGGAUCAGCAAAGGUGACAAAAAGAGGAUUUGCAAACUAAUGGAUUGCAGAAAACUGUCUGUUGAUGCCUGCAUGCAUGCAGUGCAAAAUGAGAGGCUACCAUUGCGAGUUGUUGUGCAGGUACUUUACUUUGAGCAGGUAAGGAGUGCUGCAUCAUCCGGUACCAGCACGCCCGACAUACCUAAAGGACACAAGGAUUUGAGCAAUGUAUCUAACGCUAGCUCGAGGUCCGGGACAACCAAUCCGGAAGACGAAUUGGAUGCUGUGGCCACAGCUGAGGAGCUGAAGGCAUUAAGAAGGGAACUUGCAUCAUUGAGGAUGAGCAAUGGUGGUGGUGGUAAUGAGAAAGAUGUAGAUAUCAAACCAAACAUGGACAAAGCUGUGAUUGGAAAGAUGAAAGGGUUGCUCAGGUCAAAGAAGUCAUUCAUAAAGAAAUGGGCCAGCAAAGGAGGACAAGGUGAAAAUAGUGGCUCUGAUUCAUCAGAUAGUAUUGGUUCUGCUAAUCCAGAAGAAGUUAAAUCCACUCCAUCCAGAAAUAGGAGACAUUCAGUUUCAUGAAAUUAAGUUUGGUGUAUUUUCUUUGCCUCUUUUUUGUUUUUGUUUUUGCUUGUUUCUUUUGCUUAGUUUCUUAUGCCAAACAUGACCCCAACACUAAGGUACAUAUAGUUUAAAAAUAGCAGAAUUGUGUAGAUUGGAAAAUCAUGUAACCAUGACAUCAUUAUCCUAUGAAAUUGAAAGUAGCUAUAUUAUUUAAUUGCAA